AUGAAAGUCCAUCACUCCGUGCGAAUUCGGCUUCUCGCGCAGCGGGUGAGUUUCCCCGGCGUUAUUUCCCCCUCAAACUGCGGAAUGGCCCUUCACGCCAUGCGGCAAUUGGAGGCUCUCAACACACACAACCGGGAACUUCUCCAUCGCAUUGCGGAAGUGUACCCAAAUGCAGACAUUCGCUCUCGGGCUAAUAUAUUUCACUGCCUGGCAUGCUGCACACGUGAACAGCAAUCUGUUCAUGAGAGUCUCUCAGAGUCUUUACAACCAUUAUUUACAAAGAUGCAGGAGAGUUUAUUAGAUGAUGUGGAUAAUCUUUCUCCUACGGAGUCUAUUCUAGUUAUGGAGGGGAUAUUAAAGAUAUCUCCAUACCGUUCCGUUACACCGCAGUUGGCGGCACUUCUUUACAGCCGCGCGACGGCACUUGUGGAUGUUAUGAGUUCACCACUAGAACUCAUUGGUAUAGCCCGCAUUAUUGUAGAUGCAUUGCAGGAAUCACAACCAUUAAUCACAAAUAGCGAUAAUAAUAAUAAUAAUAAUAAUAAUAAUAAUAAUAAUAAUAAUAGUGGUAAUAAUGAACACAAUGAUUAUCGUCUACGUCUUGGAUGUUCUCAAGAACUUUGUAAAGUUGCUCAGACAAUUGAAUCCCGCUUGGAUACUUUUAGUAAACAGGAUCUACUUACACUAGUGGAUGCUAUUACACUUCGUACCCCAUCCAUUGUGAAAAAAUCAACCAAAGAAGAUAAUGAAGAGUCGAUGGAACGACAACGUUUAAGUGAAUUAACAUUUCGAGAUGUUCCGGAUGAAUGCCGUUCUUUACUAUUACGAGUGCUUGGUUCUGCAAAACAACUUGUGACGACACUUUCCCCAUCGCAGGUAAGUGCGUGGUUACUUCGAGUUGUUCACUUCCGUGUUCAACAUCAUCCACUUUUUAUGAGUCUACUUCAGCGAUUAGAUGCGGCGAAUAUGGAAGCCGCCUUAUCACUAUCACAACUUUCAAAGUGUAUUGAAUGCCUUGGGGCUUCCUUAUCGUGGUCUCAUGAAGAUGGAAGUAUGAGUCAAACAGAUUCUCAGUUUGUUGCUCAACUUACAGUGAAUCUAUUACAAACUUUGGUGUCUAAACUAGAAAAGAGUGAUACCUCUCACAAUGAUUGUUCUUUGUAUUUAAUUCCUUUAUUUGUUUCCCUAUCCGAUGAGGUCAUAGCAGGUAGAUUAAAUAUUUCAUAUGCAUUAAUGCAGCGUAUGUUUGACAUACCGUACAAACAAUUUGGUGUAUUAACACCAAGAGAACGUGCUGAUGUUGUUACUACUGUAUUCCUCUGGGGAUUUCUUAAAAAAUCACCUCGAUUACAUCAACAACAACAACAACAACAAGAGAAGCGUCGUCAGAUGGACAAGAGUUAUCAUAAUAAGGACGAUUCAUCUUUACUAGAGUCAUGGUGUAAUAUUAUAUUAGCACAUGUAGAGAGUUAUAAUAUUUUAGAUAUCUUGCAGAUCAUUAAUGAAAUAUCCGCAACUAUCUAUGCAGAGGCUGCAGGAGGUGGUGAUACAUAUGAUUUAUAUAUAGUUAGACCCAUGUUGAUACAAUUACAACGACAACUUCAGAGAAUGCAGGGUUCUUUUGAUAAUAUACCAUCAUCUUAUCUUGCCCGAUAUAUGACUUCCAUGUCUAAAUUAGGUGUAAGACGAAAGUCAGAUUAUUAUGAGAUUUUAAAUAUUCUUCAAAAACGUGAAUUAACAGAAUUUGAAAAUCUCCGUGUACUUGGGGUUGUGGCACGUCAUCAUUUACGUUCAAUGACAUUUCUUACACGAAUCAUUAAUGGAAUUCCACAACGUUCAUCUCUCUUACAUGCGAAACAAAAAUCUUUGCUACUUAAGUACCUUGGACAAGCAAGGGCUCAACGCCUUAUACGAGGUCCUGCUUAUUCUUAUUUACAAUUUGGUUCUUUUCUAACACCUGAAGAAGUGGAUGGACUUCCUUUGCUUAAUGCUGUUUUUGCUUUUGUUGGAUUUGUAGAGUUGCGUCAAUAUGAGAAUAAAACUCUUGAAUGCCUCUUACGUGGACCACUCUCUCAUCAUGCUGGUUUUUCUAAUAUUCUUUCUGCAACUACUUUGUGUGAAUUAGUUGCUGCACUUUGCCGUGUUGAUGCAAAUCUUGUCUCUGUAUUGACUAUCCAAACUGUUAUUGAGAUGAGUACUAAUCGACUGACAACCUCACGGAGUUUCUUUGUAGACAUGUCAGAAAUCUCUUUCUGGUUACCAUUGGUAAAGGAAUGGCCUCUUCUUAACUCUGAUAUGAUGAAGCAGAAUGAGAAGAAGAAGAAGAAAGAAACAACAGAUUAUACGGCGGCACUAUUGAAGUUUGAGUCAAUAGCUGGCGCAAUAGCUACGUCUCGCUUACUGGAUAUAGCAGGAAUGAAGGAUCUUCAGGUAAAUACCUUUCUCUAUAGUCAAAUGGCAAUAGGGUAUAGGUUAAACAUAUCGCUACCUGAGAGAACCCUGGAGCGAUUAUCUCGCCAUCUUGACACCAAGCAUCUUUCACAACUUCUUGGUAAUCCGAAACAGGUAGUUAGCGCAGUAGUCACUGCUUUGUAUAUUUCUUUUGUUAAUCCACGUGCUGCUACAGACAUUUUAGAGUUUGGAAUAAAAAAUUUUGGAUCACUGAGUGUGCAGGAGGCGUUGAUAGUUGGUGUGGAGGUUUCGAAGUUUCUGUAUGGGGAUACAGAGAAAACGGCAAAACAUACGCUGGAGGCCCUAAAGAAGCUUCAGACGUUAGCCGUGCAAAAUGUGAGAGACCCACGAAGGUCGAAAAAGUUGAGUACACAAGAGAUAGCGCUUGGUAUCCGCUACUCUAUCGCAGAGAGCAAUUGA
Messenger RNA from Trypanosoma theileri, 2871 nucleotides. RefSeq lists its product as uncharacterized. NCBI's taxonomy places the organism in Eukaryota, Euglenozoa, Kinetoplastea, Trypanosomatida, Trypanosomatidae. Bases 1 to 2871 code for a protein of 956 amino acids. The record is from RefSeq and is a predicted model, not a curated record. The transcript has a single exon.